CCGCAUGAUGUCACUAUUUUCACCGUGACUUCCGUUCAUUUGCGCUGUGCGUCUAAACUGUUUCUUACAGCUUCCAUGUAAAAUUUCCAGAAUUGGAAUUAAGUAAUAUGGACACAAGAAUCAAAGGCGUUAGUACGGGCACCACUAUACUGGCAGCUAAGUUCAAUGGAGGAGUUCUAAUUGGAUCCGAUUCCAGGGCCUCAAUAGGGUCCUAUGUGGCCUCCAAGGCCAUCAACAAGCUGAUCCAGGUUCAUGACAAGAUAUUCUGCUGCAUCGCUGGUUCCCUGGCAGACGCACAGGCAGCUACACGGGCAGCUAAGUUCCAGCUGUCAUUCCACAGCAUCCAGAUGGACUCCCCUCCUCUAGUCCAGGCCGCAGCCUCUGUGAUGCGAGAUCUUUGCUACAGCAACAGGGAGGAUCUGCAGGCUGGCUUCAUCACCGCAGGCUGGGACCGGAAGAAAGGCCCACAGGUGUACACAGUGUCUCUUGGCGGGAUGUUAGUCAGUCAGCCGUUCACCAUCGCAGGGUCAGGCAGCACCUACAUCUACGGUUAUGUGGAUGCGAAGUACAGGCCUGACAUGAGCCGAGAGGAGUGCCUGCAGUUUGCCACUAAUGCUCUCACUUUAGCAAUCGGCAGGGACAAUGUGAGCGGCGGUGUUGUCCACCUGGUGGUGAUCACAGAAGACUGUGCGGAGCAUGUCGUCAUCCCUGGGGACAAGUUACCCAAAUUCCAUGACCAGUAGAAAGACCAGUGGAUACUCUGCAGCCAGUACAGAAGAAAGGACCCGACUUCAACUACAAACACCAUUAUAAUAAUAAACAAUGUUUUUUACAAAAAUAUUUUGGCAGUAGGUGUUUUUUAACUUCGAAAACCAUUGACACAUCUAUUGACAGUUAUUCUGCCUCUCAGCAUUUACUGUGUAAGACACAUGGUUCUCUCUGUAUCAUAUUUAAUAAACUGCCAAAGUACAUUGAGUAAA
Brienomyrus brachyistius is the source of this 980-nucleotide messenger RNA. It is a transcript of the gene psmb12, whose product is annotated as proteasome 20S subunit beta 12. Gene Ontology annotation, molecular function: threonine-type endopeptidase activity. The transcript is spliced from 6 exons. Gene Ontology annotation, cellular component: proteasome core complex. The record is from RefSeq and is a predicted model, not a curated record. Lineage: Eukaryota; Metazoa; Chordata; Actinopteri; Osteoglossiformes; Mormyridae. The coding region runs from base 108 to 743 and encodes 211 amino acids.